UCUCCAAGGAGUUGUUGAAGGGGUCUCGUCCUCUCUUCCCCUUUCCUCUCUCGCAGCCAUCUCUAGAGAGGGGAAGGAAGAUUUCAGCGCUUGAGAAAGGAGGGCGGAGGGAGGACGACGAGCCGGAGCCAAUUGCCGGAGGAGGAAGUCCUUCCACUCUCACCUGUCCCCUCCCGGAGGGCUGGAUCUAAGGCUGUGACUCACCUGCGCGGCUGGUUCCCGACAGGACACGACAACAACGCAGCGCCAGGCUUUGGCAGGCGACCAAAGCCACGCAGACUUCUUCGCUCCGUCUCCUUUGGGUGGCUCUGCCCCCUUUCCUCCUCCUCUCCCUCCUCCUCCGUCACGAAAAGGAAGAACUCAGGAGUUCUCUGCAGCGGGCUGUUAAGUAUUAUAAUAUCCAUGUCCGCUUUCGCCUUGGCAAAAGGGGAACAUCUGUCCACUGGGGAGAGACGCCUCUGCCAAGUCUGAUUUCUCCGGCUAACUUAGUCCCCCCCCCUCCAUUUCCACCUGCCCUCGUGCUCUCCCCGCCCCCCUGAUCUGAGACAAAAACCUCCUUGUUCUUUCAUAAUCGCUGCGAAAUCAGUUUUACAAGGGAAGAAAGAAUAGAACCGGCCUCUCCAGUUUUUGGCUUGGAAACCGAAGGAAGAUCUUGCAGGCUUCACAUCCCAGCCGCUUUUCGUUUUGCUGAGAUACGCUGAAAUUUACGGUUUCGGUUGAACCGGUUUAUAUAUUUUGACUUCGACACCAUGUCCACCCGGGACAGCGUGCAGAUUCCGGACGACCGAGAUUUCGACCACUUCCGGACGGAGUGCAAUUCUGACGCCGGCUGGAACCUCACGUACAACAAGUCUGGGGUUGUCGUGUGGAUCCAGAUCCUUGAGGCGGAGAAAUCCCUGCACAAGAUCAAGUGCAGGAUAGAGUGCAAGGAUGUCGCGGCAGAAACCCUCUAUGACGUCCUCCACGACAUCGAGUACAGGAAAAAGUGGGACACAAACGUCAUUGAGACCUUCGACAUCGGCAAGCUGACGGUCAACGCCGACGUGGGAUACUAUUCCUGGAAGUGUCCCAAACCCUUGAAGAACCGAGACGUCAUCACCUUGCGCUCCUGGCUCCCCAUGGGCAAUGACUUCAUCAUCAUGAACUACUCCGUCAAGCAUCCCAAAUACCCUCCUAGGAAAGACAUGGUGAGGGCCGUCUCCAUUCAAACUGGUUACCUGAUCCAGGGAAAAGGAGAAAAGAACUGCAGCCUCACCUACCUGGCCCAGGUAGACCCCAAAGGUUCUUUGCCAAAGUGGGUGGUGAACAAGUCGUCUCAGUUCCUCGCUCCAAAAGCGAUGAAGAAGAUGCACAAGGCUUGCUUAAAGUACCCAGACUGGAAGCAGAAACACAACCCACAUUUCAAGCCCUGGCUGUACCCGGAGCAGAACACCCUGCCCAGCCUGGCGCUCUCGGAUCUGGCCAUCCAGCACGCCGACUCCCUCGAGAACAUCGACGAGAGCAGCCUCUCCGAGACCAAAGAUGACCGGGGCGAAGCCAGCGACGAGGACAGCGUCAACUGAACGACGCCGACAUGCCUCUCCUCCGCAUUUGCGCACCCGGCCUUUGUUUUGUCUGUGUGACCCAGGCCUUGGCCAGCCGGGGUCCGCCGGCUCUUUUGGACUACAACUCCCACGGCGCCGGCUGGGCCUUCUGGGAGUUGUCGCUCAAAAGAGCUGCGGGGCCCCAGCUUGCCAAAGGCCGGCGUCACCAACGCAGUUUGUGUUUUCCGAAAAGAUACCUCCAUGCCUGUCUGGCACACUCAGUGGUGCAGCGGGAGAAAAGCGGGUUGGGCUAGAUGACCCGGGGGGUCCCCUUUGACCCCCCCCCAGUUCUGUGAUCUCCACUCACAGGUGUAGCAAAGCACUCAUCAGUCCCCUCUCCGGGUGUUUUGGACUAUAAUUCCCAUCACCCCAACCAGGACAGCCUUAUGAUGCCGGUGGCGGAGUUUGGGCUCUCAAAUUUCAGCGGCGCAUUGAGCUGCGCCAAAAUCCAGUCCCCACCCCACCCUCCCUCUUGCCUCCCAUUGUUUGUCAUUGUAGCGGCGCCCUCUCAGCUCAGCGCCCAAUGCAGGCGAACCAAUCGUGCCCCCCUAAAUCCACAUCUGGCUCAUGGGAGUUGUAGUUCGAAGCAGCUUGCGGGGCUUCAGGGUGCCAAAGGCUGGCAUAACCAAUGCAGCCUGUGGCUUUUAAACCGAUCCCCUCUCCAGACGCUUUGUGCUACAACUCCCACCGGCCCCACCUGAGACAGCCUUAAGACGCCACGGCUGGUGGGAACUGUAGUUCGAAACAUCUUGAGGGUGCCCAGUUGGGGGAAGGCUGGGGAAUAGGUGGCGUAAAUAAGACUUUUCCUUUGAUGGCGAGCAGCAGACCAGAUGUCCUUUCCCCUUUUUGGUUCCUUGUCCGUCCAAACGACUGCUUUGCUCCUGCCAGGAAAGGCGACAGAUCCUUGCCCUGCCUUUGGUUUUAAACACACAUUUUAAACCAAGUCACAAUUGUGUGGGUGCUUUGCAAUGGUUUUGCAUGCGAGAGAGCGCUGCAGUUCCUCUCCAGGAUGGGUGGAGAAGCAAAUUUCAAAUUUUUCUGCUCCAGAUUGCUGCCUCCCCCAACCAUCCGCAUUUCAGGUCCUUGCCGUGGCUGGUGGGGCCCCUCUCCCUGAAAAUCUUGUCCCCCUGCGGAGGUAGCUGAAGGAAACACUCUGGACACUCCCAAGAGCCUUGUACAUCUAUUCGUCUGGUUCAGUGGCUGCUAUUUUUCACUCUUUUCUGUGUUACUCCAUAAUUGCUCUUAGAGCUGCCUCUUGUGGGUUGGGGGAAAGUCUUUUCUUUUUGGUGUGCUUGUGAUGGCCGUGGAGGGAGCUUCCGCUUUUGCAGGCGGGGUGUGUGGGGGUCUUUUCGCAAUAGGUUCGGGGGCCGAAGUCUCCCACAGGCUUCCUCCUUCAAGCCUGUUGCCUUCUUUUCUCUCCCUGCAAAAUCUGGAAGCCUGGCAAACAGGCAACCUCUGGUGUGGCAUUUAGCCACUCACAGAUCUGGGGUUUGAAGACUGUUUUAUUGGGGGGGGUGUCCUUGAAGCCCCUUUUGCAUUUCGGGGGUGGGGUGGGGGCAAAAGAAGAAGAAGCGAGAUUUCAUACGUUGUUAUCGGAGUCGUUUAUUUCAAAAUAAAAGAAUUCAAGCAAGCCUGCCUGUCUUCUCUCUUUGCAUUGGAGACGGCCGAGAUGAUAAAAUAUCUGGAAACCGAGCCUUGUAAGGAACGGUUGAGAGAGCUGGGUAUCUUUGGCCUGCAGAAGAGAAGACUGAGAGGCGAUAUGAACCGCCCUGUGACCUUUGGAUGAAAGGAGGUACAUAAAUUUAAUAAAUAUAUCAGAGCCACCUUCAAAUAUCUCAAGGACUGUCCCCCGGAAGAUGGAGCGAGCGGUGGGGGUGACAGAAAGGAGGGUGUUUUCUGCAACCAGAGUGAAAACGCCACUGGGACAUGGUCACCAGGACCCGACAUCCUUGCAAAAACAUUUUUAAACUGUUGUUAUUUUAUCAAAUUGAUAAUAAACGAGGAUAACAGUACUCAAACAAUUCAAUAAAAGGGACAAAAAGAAAGUGAGCGUGGUCAGAUGAAAGGAAAAUAUUUGAAGAAACGUGUGCAAAAGAGGCAAUAUGGCAGUAUGCCAAGAUGUGGCAUAAACAUCGGAUCACAAACUCUCAUGAUCAAAAAUAGCACCAGAUUAUAUCAUACUGUAUUUGGACGGCAUUUGCCAUACAUGCAACUUUUAUGAUUUUUUUCCAUUUCUUUUGUUAAAGUUAUAAUACUUGCACU
Molecule: messenger RNA, 3845 nt
Organism: Zootoca vivipara (common lizard)
Lineage: Eukaryota; Metazoa; Chordata; Lepidosauria; Squamata; Lacertidae
Gene: STARD10
Product: StAR related lipid transfer domain containing 10
Cellular component (GO): cytosol; microvillus; membrane
Molecular function (GO): lipid binding
Source: RefSeq, a predicted model, not a curated record